CGAACGACCGAGCGCCCGUCCGGCGGACACCGGCGGUCCGCCGUUGCCGUUCUCACUGGGCCCAUGCCGCGCCGGCUGUCACCGCAGUCGACGCUCGUACGCGCGCACGUCAACACCCGCGGCCCGUCCGGUGCGCUCGUCCCUGCCCGGUUAGGCAACAGGAAAACGUUGAAAACGUCGACGAUGGUCUAUUUCACGGAGAAACUCAUACACGAGAUACGCGACCGGUCGUGCAUAUGGGACACGGCCGACAUGAACCACCUCAACAAGGAAGUGUUGGCCAACAUGUGGACGGAGAUCGCGGAGAACCUUUAUUCCGACUGGCACGAUCUGAGCGCUUUCGACCAACGCGACAGAGUGGCCGACGUCAAAAAGAAAUGGACCAACAUCAAGGACUCGUUCGUCAAGGACGUCAAGGGCAACAAACCGAGAAAGUCCCGGGGUCCGCCGGAGCACAGGAAGAAAUACUAUCUGUUCGAUCACCUGCAGUUCUUGAUACCGUUCAUCCAGGACACCAAAGGGACGGCGGCCGGCAGCGGGCGGACGGCCGCGGACGGGACCGAGGAGCCGAAGAAGAAGAAGACGCGAAAGACGACCGGCUCGUCGCGGACGCACGGCGGGACGACCGUCGGCGCGCCGGAACAGAUCGCGGUAAAACCGGAGAUGCCGGCGGACGUGCAGCAGCACGUGGACGCGUUGAACGGCGUGGCGGGCAAGUCGGCGGCGGACGCGAUGUGCCAGCUGGACGGCGACCUGUCGUUCAUGGUGUCGCUGCUGCCCACGGUCAAGUCGCUGAACGAGAAGCAAAAGAUCAACUUCAAAAUCGGCGUGCUGCAACUGUUGGCCCGUAUCAAGUUCAACGAGGUGGUGAUGCAGCAGCAGCAGCAGCAGUACCCCGCAUCGGACGCCGCCGCUGCCGCGGCCGCGGCCGCAGCAGCCGUGUACCAGCCGUUCGUCGCGCCCGACCUCAGGUGUUUCCCGGUGCCGUACCAGCCGAGCAUACCGUUCCCGUUCAUCAACCACCACCAGGCGGCCGUGUCGUCCACGCAGCAGCAGCACGGCGUCCAUCAAACGGCGGCCGCGAGCUGUUCGUCCACCGCGGCGGCCGCGCGGUCCAUGAAGCACGAGUCCAGCCCGCAAACGUCUUCGUUCUUCGACACGGACGACGGAGGACCCGAAUACGAUUCCGACGACAAUUAACCGCCGGCGCAACGGUCUGCGGCGUUUGUUCGUUAAAACUCACCGCCCCGCGCACACGGUUUGUAAAUUACGAUUGUAAUUUUUUUUUCUCCCUCCCCCACCCACACCUUUUCGUUUUGUAAGAUUAUGUUGGAUGUUUAUUACUUCCCUCCCCCCGCACACCAAAUGUACACACUGUGCACAGCGCAUGUAUUGUAAUAAUAUGAACCCGUAAUGUAUGAACGGAGAUAAUAUAUAAAUAUUUGUACCAUAA
Messenger RNA from Sipha flava (yellow sugarcane aphid), 1453 nucleotides. RefSeq lists its product as uncharacterized. The record is from RefSeq and is a predicted model, not a curated record. The transcript is spliced from 2 exons. Bases 64 to 1200 code for a protein of 378 amino acids. Gene Ontology annotation, cellular component: nucleus; transcription regulator complex. Lineage: Eukaryota; Metazoa; Arthropoda; Insecta; Hemiptera; Aphididae. Gene Ontology annotation, molecular function: DNA binding. Gene Ontology annotation, biological process: regulation of transcription by RNA polymerase II.